AUGUCGGAACACGUCCCUGUUGAUUAUCAGCAACUAAGCGACGCCCUUCAAACCUUCUUUCAAGAACACCCACAGGUCGAUAAUAAUGUCGGAAUAGAAGCUUAUGCACUCCUUCAACGGGCCCAACACGGUCUUGCUCGGUAUGCAACGGACUUACAGGAGGUGGAGAGGGAGGCUGGAAAUGCAAGUGAAAUGUUCGAGCGAGAUCUUGCCCCUGCUCGAACUCAACGGGUCGCUGUUGAAGUAGUUGCCCCUCAUGAAGAACCAAUUGGUGGUGAUGAUGCCCCACCUAUGCCUCCAGUAACACCCAUCACGGCUACUACUCAGCGGUCAGAGAAGCUUCCAGAUCCUAAGGUGUUUAGAGGAGAUCGCGAUCGAGAAAGAUUACACUUAUUUAAGCAACAGAUGAGGAUCAAGCUAUUGGGAAAUGCCGACCGCUUCCCCACACUACAAUCUAAACUAUCUUAUGCAUUCAGUCGACUGGAGGGUGUCGCCGCUAAUCAGUUUUUACAAUAUGUCGGAGAAGAAGGCAUCGCUUUGCCUUCCAUGCUACGGUUCUAUGAAAUCUUGGAUACUGCUUUUGGGGACUCUGAUCGAAUGCGCAUAGCUAGAAGGAAUCUUAGGAACAUCCACCAACGAAAUCGAACUUUUGCUGAUUAUUUCGCCGAAUUUCAAAGGUAUGCUGCCGAGUCGGGGAUGGAUGAAGUCUCUCGGAUUGAGGCUCUAAUGGAAGGUAUUAAUGUGGAACUCGACGAAUCAAUGAUACAUCAUGAAACUCCUGCGACGGUAGACGCAUGUGCAAUGCUCCUGCAACGGUUCUAUAAUCGCCGUCGAGCGGCAGAAGCUAAGUGA
Molecule: messenger RNA, 852 nt
Organism: Morchella importuna
Lineage: Eukaryota; Fungi; Ascomycota; Pezizomycetes; Pezizales; Morchellaceae
Exons: 1
Coding region: 1-852 (283 amino acids)
Source: RefSeq, a predicted model, not a curated record